AUGGUUUCAGCGUGGAGCUCAGACGUGCCUGCUCGCAGUCAGUACUAUGUGACUGGGAACCUCACUCGAUCCAUCUACCGGGACGACUGCCGAUUCAAAGAUCCGACCACCGACGUGCGAGGGCUGAAGCGAUACAUCCUCGCCGUCCAGAACCUCUUCGCAGAUCCAAAGGACUCUAAAGUAACGCUCUACUCAGUCACUCCCAUUGAGGACAACAAGAUUCUCGCGAAAUGGAGCCUCCAGGGCUCCUUGAAAUUGCCGUGGAAGCCCUACAUCGAGCCAUAUGACGGAACUACGACAUAUUGGAUUGAUAAUGAAGGACUUAUCGAGUUUCACGACGAAACAUGGUUGGUCAGGGUCGAUUCAUGA
Guillardia theta CCMP2712 is the source of this 369-nucleotide messenger RNA. RefSeq lists its product as hypothetical. The coding region runs from base 1 to 369 and encodes 122 amino acids. NCBI's taxonomy places the organism in Eukaryota, Cryptophyceae, Pyrenomonadales, Geminigeraceae. The transcript is spliced from 3 exons. The record is from RefSeq and is a predicted model, not a curated record.